Echinostoma caproni is the source of this 1041-nucleotide messenger RNA. The record is from the annotation of a GenBank genome assembly. Lineage: Eukaryota; Metazoa; Platyhelminthes; Trematoda; Plagiorchiida; Echinostomatidae.
AUGUCCUUUGUUCCGUUCUUACGCAGAAACAGUUUUGUGUCACGAAAUCAUCGCCUUGUUUGUUUAGUCACAUUGUUGCUACGCCACACUACUCUUGGCUGCGUUUAUAACUGCCGCAACACGCGCAGUGUUCUGCGCAUACAAAUGGAUGCUUACUCAGUUACAGAACAAAUCGCGGAGAAUACAACCACUACGGUGUACAAAGCCACAAGAAAUACUGAUGGUCUUCCGGUGAUAAUAAAAGUUUUCCAUUUGAAUGCAUUGAACCCGCACCACUUGCGACAGUUCACAUGCCCAUACACGUCAGUGUCAAAGAAUGCCCCAUCCGAGAUCAUCAUACUCGAGAAGGUGAAGCAGAUCCCUUCAUGUGUCACAAUGAUAGAGUAUAUAGAUGACUCGGAAAACGGCAAAUGGGCAGUGGUUCUGGAAGAUUUGUAUGCUCAAGGAUACUCGAAUUUGGCCCGAGAAAUAGAAUUGAUAUCUGUGUUGGAACAGUUACAUAAUCUUGGUAUAUUACACUGUGACAUAAAACCAGAUAAUGUUUUCGUUGACCACGAGAGGCAGAAGAUAAAAUUAAUUGAUUUCAAUUUGGCUGUCGAACUAACGGAUCCUGUUAAUGGCGCAACUCCUGGAUGUACACCCGAGUAUGCACCACCCGAGGUCCUAGUACACCGGAAGCCUUGGACUAUCGCAGGAGAAAUUUGGUCCGUUGGUUGCACCGCAUUCGUUUUGCUCUGUCGCCGUUUCCCCUUCGAAAACCCGUGGAUGUCCGGAUACUCAAAGCGUAAUGUCAGAUCAGGAUUCGGGAACGCUCUUCAAAGAGGAAUACUUUUUGACGGGGCUUUACGCACCGUAAAUGGCGGUCUUUCACCUAAGGCCAAAGACUUUUUGCUACUGUGUCUAUCUCGUCUUCCAGAACAGAGACCGACUCUCAAACAUUUGAGUCAACAUUCAUUUUUGGCCCUCAAAGCCCCAUCAUUGUGUACAGUUUCCAAUUCCAUCGUGCUUUCGAAUUCCCCUCGUACGGUCCUAGUGUCCUAA